Leptopilina heterotoma is the source of this 1276-nucleotide messenger RNA. It is a transcript of the gene Phyhd1, whose product is annotated as phytanoyl-CoA dioxygenase domain-containing protein 1 homolog. The transcript has 5 exons. The record is from RefSeq and is a predicted model, not a curated record. The coding region runs from base 308 to 1156 and encodes 282 amino acids. Lineage: Eukaryota; Metazoa; Arthropoda; Insecta; Hymenoptera; Figitidae.
GGGCUUUAUUAUUAAAUCUUGUAACAAACAUUCACUUAAGCAGAUAAUGACGAGAUAAAUUAAGUUUUGUCCAAGCAGAUAAGGGAACCGAUUGACUGCCAAGUUACUGUGGAGCACUUUCCUCUUUUGAUCGCUCUGGCUGGCUUGCUUCGUUAGACCAAGUGUUCUUGUAGUCUAGACCACUAGUCUUCAUCUUCAUCAUCAACUCACACAGUCAUUAAUUCUUAACAAAUAUUGUCUUCAUUUAUUUCAAACAACAUUAUCGUGCACUUGUUUUUCUUCGAAAAUCCUCCACUAUAUUCCUGACAUGAAGGACAUCUACGAACAGUUUGAAAAAAAUGGCUUCGUAGUUAUGGAAGAUUUUUUGAAACCUGAGGAAGUAGAAGAAUUGAAGUCGUGUGGUGAAGAGUUUACAACCAACCUUCCUUCGGAAAAUGAACGAAAAAUCUUUAAUACCGAAGAAAUGCAACAGAACAAGGAUCGAUAUUUUUUGGAUAGCGCCAAUAAAAUCAGCUACUUUUUUGAAAAUGAAGCUCUAGAGAGCGAUGGAAAACUGAAAGUUCAUCCGCGAGUGUCUCUUAACAAGGUUGGUCAUGCUCUUCAUUGGCUGCAUCCAAAAUUCAGAAAAUACACUUUUGACGAAAGAGUGAAAGAAGUAGCAUUUCAAUUGGAUCUGCAGGAGCCUGCAGUUUGUCAGUCCAUGUACAUUUACAAAAAUCCUGGAGUGGGCUCCAAAGUAAUUGCGCAUCAGGAUGCGUCCUAUCUUCUCACUGAUCCUGUAAAAGUCGUCGGCUUCUGGAUUGCCCUGGAUGACGCAACCCAGGAAAACGGAUGUCUCUGGAUUGCUCCAGGCUCUCAUCUCAGCGGAGUACACAGACGUUAUGUCCGAAAUAAGGAUCCAAAGUCAGAGGAAUUGUUGAUAUACGACUCCCCGUCUCCAUGUUAUUCUCUGAGUACUUUUCGACCAGUGCCAGUCCGCAAAGGAACUUGCAUUUUAAUUCACGGUCUUGCGGUCCAUUUAUCAAAUCAAAAUCGAAGUGAAACUUCCAGACAUGCGUACACUUUUCAUGUCAUUGAAACUAAACAUGUGCAUUAUAUCAAAGACAACUGGCUAUCACCGCCUAAAGAAGGAUUCCCCUUUUUAUACAAAAAUUAGAAUUGCAUCGAGAGUAAAUUUCAGUCUCGAUGUUGAUUAAAACGAAAAUCGACUGUUAAAGGUACGGCUGUGUUAUACUUUUAUAAUCUCCAGUAAUAAUAAAUCUACUUGCAAUCACUA